Molecule: messenger RNA, 4210 nt
Organism: Carica papaya (papaya)
Lineage: Eukaryota; Viridiplantae; Streptophyta; Magnoliopsida; Brassicales; Caricaceae
Source: RefSeq, a predicted model, not a curated record
AUUAAAACCUUAAUGAUGAAAUGCGAAAGUUGCAGAAGGGUUUCCCGCCAUUAAUUCCUCCCUCCACUGAAGCAGCAAGAGAUCAGCUAUCGCCACUGAUGAUGUCUCUUCUGGUAACGUGCAUCUUGCUUAUGACUUGAAGCCAUUCGAUUGGAAUCUUGGAGAAAUUGAAAUGUCAAAGCUCUUAAUUCUCUGCGUGGGUGGUAAAUCAGGGUUUGACAGAUCGAGGGUUAUCAGGCGAGUCGGGUCAUCUCCAGCUUAAUUCAGGUAGCCAUGUCUUGGUCCCUGGAUAAUGCCAUGUGCGUUCCUUCUUACUUGUUUACUUAUUCUAGACAUGGGUUUAAUUGGGAAUUCUGUUUGUCUAGUAAUGUGUAACUAAAUGUAAAAGCGAUAUGAAACUUGUUUAUUGGAUCUUCUAUAUUGGAACUGAUGUUUGGUACGAUCUCAAUCUCACCAUGCUUAAAUGUGUUCUGGACUGUUACGUGGUAUGGCUUAUUCAUAUUUGCCCAUAUACAUGUGUAUACAUACACACAUAUCAUAUAAAUAAAACACAUAUAUACGUAUUUAUCAUAUUUUUAAUGCUAAAUGCUUGAAUCAGGUUAGUGUAUUUUGUUAGUUCAUAUUUUAUGUGGGAGGGCAGAAUCACUUUUUGCAACUCCUGUUUGCUGGGUUGAUGUUUCUGUUGGAACCAUUUGCUUGACAAUGAAAAAGAUACUUGAGUUCAGAAGGGACAAAGAGUCUAACGUGUGUUUAGAACAUCAUUCCUCUGCAGACAUGCUGACUGCAUUAGGCAAUACAAAUUAAUCAAAGAGUAUGAAGCUGCCAGUAAUUAUCUAAGAUACUUUUCAUCAUGUGUUAUAUUAUUAAGAAGAUAAAUUAUAUAAAAAUACUUUAUAACUCGCUAAUUGUUGGAUAUAUGCGAAAAUACUUCACUCAAAAGUAAUAUGUAUGUAUUUUUUCCUUUUAAUAUCCUUUACUUUCUACUUUUUUAAAAGGAAAGAAUAUAUGCUUGACUUGACUUUCAGACAACUGUUAGUUGAUUUAUGCCUGAGGAAAAGUCACUGGAAUCUUAGCUAUUCAAUUAUGAAUCUAAUACUGCUCAUAUAUAUACCUUCAGACAUUGAUAAUUCAAAAUUAACCCUCUGUUCUGUUUAUCUAAAGUACUAGUACCUCAAUCAAUUUCACAUAUUGUGCCGGUUUUAUUGCCCUUUCUAUAUACAUAACAUGGUUGGAUAUACUAUGGGAAUUGCUGAUAAAGUUUUAAACAAGUUGGGGUCCCUCUCUUUUAAAGAUAUCAGCUUGGCAUGGGCUUUCAGCAGUGAUCUCCAAAAGCUCAGAAGCACAUUGACAAGCAUCAAAUCCAUGCUCUUGGAUGCUGAUGAGAAGCAAGCAAGAAACAGCGAGCUCAGCACGUGGCUGGGCCAGCUUAAAGUCAUUCUUUAUGAGAUGGAAGAUUUUCUGGAUGAUUUGGAGCUGGAAGUUUUGCAGAAGCAAGUAGCUAAUCGGGAAGGAACUAAAGAAAAGGUAUACCAUCUCAAACUCUUCCCAUCAUCAAACUGGUUAGCAUCUUGUGUCAAAAUGUGGUCUAAGGUCAAGAAGUUAGGAAAAAGACUAGAUGAGAUUGCAGCCCAGAAACCUGCAUUUGAUUUUGUCGAGCAACUCGAUAUGCCUUUUGUGCACAAGGAUAGGGAGAUUCAUCACUCCUAUUUGCAAGUCUCUGACAUUGUUGGAAGAGACAAUGAUAAGGAGAAUAUUAUACAACAGUUGAUGUGCUUAGAUGAUGAAGAAUUUUUGCAUGUUCUUCCAAUAGUUGGAACCAGUGGUCUUGGGAAAACUAUAUUGGCAGAAAUGGUGUUCUUUGAUGAGUGGUUUGCUAUGCAAUUUGAAAUAAAGAUAAUGAUGCCAGUGCCUGAGGAUUUUGAUCUACGUAAAAUGAUCAAAUAUAUGAUUAGAUAUUCAACUGGUGAAAUUUGUGAUGAUUUAGAUAUCGAGCAAUUGCAAACUCAUUUGAAGAUGCUUCUGAGUGCUAGGAGAUUUCUGCUCAUCCUUGAGGAUGUGCAAAAUCACCAUCUUGCAAAGUGGAACAAGUUGAAACAGUUGUUGAUGAAUGGUGGUAGAGGAAGUAAGAUAAUUAUUACUACACGUAGAGAACAAGUUGCCCAAUCUGUGGGCACUGUUUCACCAUACCACUUACAAGGUCUUUCAGAUGAUGAAUGUUUGUCCAUGUUUAAAAAAUGUGCUUUUGAGGAAGGGCAAGAGGAAAAAUAUCCAAACCUUGUAAAAAUUGGUGAACAGAUUGUUAAGAAGUGUAGAGGGAUCCCAUUCUCUGUUAGAUGCUUAGGAUGCUCACUUUAUAAAUGUACUAAUGAGCGUGACUGGUUGUUUGUGAGGGAUAGUGAGAUAUGGAAUCAACAAAGUAAGGAAGAUGGGAUUGAACCAGCAUUGAAUUUAAGUUUUUCUCUCUUGCCUUCUUGCUUAAAGCCUUGUUUGGCAUUUUGUUCAGUGUUUGAAAAGGGACAUUUAAUCUCUAGUGCUUCUUUGAUCAACUUUUGGAUGGCUAAUAAUCUUAUACUUAUAUCAUCGGAUGGUAGUAAGGGAUUGGGAGAGACAGGCAUGCAAUAUUUGAAGGAGCUGAUAUUUAGAUCAUUCAUUUGUUUCCAUGACAAUAUGCCCUUUCCUUUUUUAUUUUCUGUAAGGAUGCCAAAUGGCAUUCACGAUCUUGUGAGACAAGUAGCAGCCACUGAGCAUUCAAGAAUAAGCUCCACUAUGCAAAAUGUUUCUGAAAAUGUUAGGCAUUUGUCACUUUCUUCCAGCAUUGACAUGUCUAGCGAACAACUUUCCGAAUUCUUAAAGAAAUCGAAAAGUGUGAGUUCCAUUUUUCUGUUCCCAGAUGAAAAGUCACGGGAGCAGCAUUCACCGCUUGUCGGCAAAUCCAUUCUAGAUAUUUGCGUAUCCAGGUUUUUGUAUCUUCGGGUGUUUUCUUUAGUGGACUCAAAUUUUGAAGAGAUACCAAACUCAAUUAGUAUGCUUAAGCAUUUAAGGUAUGUAAAUCUGACGUUUAAUCGGAAACUCAGGGAAAUCCCAGCAUCAAUGUGCAGGCUCAAAAGUUUGCAAACUCUUAACCUGAAUCACUGUUUGGGACUUAAAAGGUUGCCUGCUAACAUGGGAAGCCUGUUUAAUCUCCAAACCUUGGUAAUAACAACGCAAGAGAGGUGUUUACCCACAGAGAAUGGGAUAGCAUGCUUGAGUUCACUUAGGCAUUUGAAAAUUGUUGCUUGUUGCAAUCUUGAAAGCUUAUUCAAAGGAAUGCAAUGCCUCAAAGCCCUUCAGAUAUUGGUUAUUGAUGGAUGUCCUCUAUUGAGGUCAUUGCCUUGCAGCAUCAAAUAUUUGAAGGCAUUAGACACAUUGAUAAUCUCCAAUUGCUCUAUCCUUAAUCUUGAUUUUUUGACAGCGGAAGAAGAGACUGAAGAUGGCAGCUGUGAUCUCUCCAGCUUAAGGACUUUGGUGAUUAAAGCAUUGCCAAAGUUGGAAGCAUUGCCUCUAUGGCUUCUCCAAGCUUCUGCUAAUAUCUUAUGCAACAUUAGCAUUGACUUUCUUCCAGAACUAAAGGCUUUGCCCGAUGAGCUUGAAACUCUCUUGUCACUUCAAAAGCUUCGCAUUUUGAAUUGCCUGAAACUGACAGCUUUGCCACAAGGGAUGCAAAACCUGUCCUCCCUUAAGGAAUUGAUCAUUUUUCGAUGCAGCCCAGAAUUAAGCCGCAGAUGCCAACCUCCCAUGGGAGGCCAGGACUGGCCCAAGAUUGCCCAUGUCCCUGAAUUUUAUAUUGAUGGGUUGAAGAUCGCACCUGAGCCUACUCAAUAAUUAGCCAAGGGUGCACCGGGAGUGAAUCUGCCUGAUGUCCUGACCCCAUCUAGUAAUUGGAAAAGAAAGACAAGCUGGUUCACAUCUCUGUCAUCCAUCAUAAAUAUAUAUGUGUGUGUGUCUGUUCUGAUCGUAUGUCUGUAUUACAUACAAGUGAUUGUAUAUUGUUAAAUUUAACGGUGAAAGGUACAAGUUUCCGUGAUUUAAUUUGUUGUUAUUCAAAUCAUAGCAUCCCUCUGUUGCAUUUGUUCUUUUCUGAUAGUAGUAGUUAUGGAGGUACUUAAGCUAGCAAAGAAGAAAGAAUAUAUACUUCGGUUGUGAAUGUUGCCUGCUUGGUACAAACGAAAAA